Molecule: messenger RNA, 2801 nt
Organism: Callithrix jacchus (white-tufted-ear marmoset)
Lineage: Eukaryota; Metazoa; Chordata; Mammalia; Primates; Cebidae
Gene: CRACR2B
Product: calcium release activated channel regulator 2B
Cellular component (GO): trans-Golgi network membrane
Molecular function (GO): calcium ion binding
Source: RefSeq, a predicted model, not a curated record
UUGGUCUCCUGAGGAAUUUUCUCCCCGGCAGGAGGGUUCCACUCGGGCCUCACGAAGCUCCUCUUUCCCCUCCUCCCCAGAGGGGAGCCCUAGUGAGGAGUGCUGGGAGGGGCUGCUGAGGUGGGACCUCCCUGUGCCCCAGCUGGUUCACUGAAUACUGCUCAGUUCGACAUUUUCUAGCGUUACAUGUUGACUGUUUUUGUUGUGAGCUGGAGUCGCGCUCGGUUGCCCAGGCUGGAGUGCAGUGGGGUGAUCUCAGCUAACAGCAACCUCCGCCUCCUGGGUUCAAGCCAUUCUCCUGCCUCAGCCUCCCGAGUGGCUGGGAUGGCGGGUGUGCGCCACUAUGCCAAGCUAAUUUUGUAUUUUUUUUUUUUUGAGAUGGAGUUUCACUUUGUCACUCAGGCUGCAGUGCCAUGGCUCGAUCUCGGCUCACUGCAACCUCCACCUCCUGAAUUCCAGUGAUUCUCUUGCCUCAGCCUCUAGAGUAGCUGGGACAACAGGCGCAUGCCACCGUGCCCGGCUAAUUUUUUUUUUUUUUCAGUAGAGAUGGGGUUUCACUGUGUUAGCCAGGACGGUCUCGAUCUCCUGACCUGGUGAUCCGUCCGCCUUGACCUACCAAAAUGCUGGGAUUUACAGAUGUGAGUCAUGGCGUCCGGCCAUUUUUAGUAGAGACGGGGUUCGCCAUGUUGGCCAGGAUGGUCUCGAACUCCUGACCUCAGGUGAUCGGCCCACCUUGGCCUCCCAAAAUGCUGGGAUUCAAGGCGUGAGCCGGCGCGCCGGGCCUACGUGCUUAUUGUUUAAAAAUUGGGAAAGUAUAGAGAAGAGAGUAGCGCCUCCCCACCCCAGAGAUAAACGAUGCGAGUCUUUGGUCUGUUUCCUGCCCGGCUUUUUCCUGCACACACGUUUGGCGCCUUAAGUCGGGCUCUCCCGGACGGGAGCGGCCCCUCCCAGGCGCUGGUGUCUACGCCGCCCCCGGAGCCUUGUCCCUGCUCCAGGGGGUCCCUGGGUCUCCAGGGCACAUCGCUGCUCCUCUGCUCGCUCAGGCCGACAGAGAUCGGGCCGCCAGGGCAGCUCAGAGACGCGGGGACAGGCGACAGCAGCACAGAGCGGCCUCUCCCGGGGCCGGCCCAAGUGGGGGGUCUCGGUGCCCGUGAGGCUGCAGGGGUCGCUCCGGGCCCGGUGCCUCUGGCGUCCCGUCCGGGUCCCAGCUGGGGCGGGGCGCGCCCAGCGUUUCCGGGAGGAGGUGCGGCGAGAGGCAGGUGCGGCAGCGCAGCUCACAGCACCUGAAGGCCAGGCUGAGGCCCCCUGUUCCCAUGGCCAGCCUGGGAAAGCCUGGGGCUGAUGAGGUCCAGGAGGAGGAGGGGGAACUGGAGGGAGGCCGUGCAGAGCCCCGGGCUGCCAUGCUGGAGCAGGCCCAGGAGCUGUUUCUGCUAUGUGACAAGGAGGCCAAGGGCUUCAUCACCAGGCACGACCUGCAGGGUCUCCAGAGUGACCUCCCCCUCACGCCUGAGCAGCUGGAGGCCGUGUUUGAAAGUCUGGACCAGGCUCACACUGGCUUCCUCACCCCCCGGGAGUUCUGCCUGGGCCUGGGGAUGUUUGUGGGGGUGCAGUCGACCCAGGGAGAACCCCCCGGCAGGAGUCCCGAGGAGACCUUUGAGUCGGGCUGGUUGGACGAGCAGGGCACGGGGGGCUCUCUGGACGAGGAGGAGGAGGAGGAGGAAGAGGAGGAGCGAUUCCACACUGCGCUGGAGCAGCUGGGGGUGGCCCCCGUCCUGGGCGAGCAGCGGGCUGUGAGGUCGCUCUGGGCCCAGCUGCAACGCGAGCGCCCGGAGCUGCUGAGCUCUUUCGAGGACGUUCUGAUACGCGCGUCGGCCUGCCUGGAGGAGGCGGCCCGGGAGCGCGACGGCCUGGAGCAGGCGCUGCGGAGGCGCGAAAGCGAGCACGAGCGGGAGGUGCGCGCUCUGUACGAGGAGAUGGAGCAGCUUCGCGAGCAAAGCCGGCGCCCGCCAAGUCAGAACUUCGCCCGCGGGGAGCGGAGAAGCCGCCUGGAGCUGGAGCUGCAGGGUCGCGAGCAGGACCUGGAACGCGCGGACCUGCGGCAGCGGGAGCUGGAGCAGCAGCUGCGGGUCCGGGCUGCGGAGCACCUGGAGGCGCAGGCCCAGAACUCCCAGCUGUGGCGGGCGCACGAGGCGAUGCGAGCGCAGCUGGAAGGAGCGCAGGAACAGAUCCGCAGGCUGGAGGACGAAGCGCGAGGCCGCCAGGAGCAAACCCAACGAGACGUGGUCGCCGUCUCCAGGAACAUGCAGAAAGAGAAAGUCAGCCUGCUACGGCAACUGGAGUUGCUCAGGGAGCUGAACACGCGGCUUCGAGACGACAGGGACGCCUUCGAGGCCAGGCGGGCGGGCAGCAGCCGCAGGAAGGCUCUGACCACGGCCCGCCUGCCUGGGCCCACCUGCUGCUGUUGUUGCUGUUGCUGGACUCGGCCCCCGAGACGAGGCUCUGGCCACCUUCCCAGUGCUCGGUGACCAGCCCUGAGUGACUGACGGAGCGUCAGCUGGAAGCUGCGCUGGCAGGAGACUUGUCAUGGGUGGGGGGAUGCCUGCUCAGGAUGCGGGCUCUCCCCAGGGGGCCCCAGGCCUGCCUGACCGAAGACAUGAAGAACUAGCCUGGAGUGGUCAGGGGCCUCCAGUGGUCAGGGUCCCGUGUGCCCUCUGCCAGUCUUCAUUCUGUCCCCAUUCAGUCAACCCCAUCUCAGUUCAGCAGAAAACCCCCGAUCAAAUAAACCCACUGCCUGCACUGCA